Messenger RNA from Myripristis murdjan (pinecone soldierfish), 3658 nucleotides. RefSeq names its product aminoadipate aminotransferase (gene aadat). Bases 353 to 1630 code for a protein of 425 amino acids. The transcript is spliced from 14 exons. Gene Ontology annotation, molecular function: pyridoxal phosphate binding; L-kynurenine:2-oxoglutarate transaminase activity. NCBI's taxonomy places the organism in Eukaryota, Metazoa, Chordata, Actinopteri, Holocentriformes, Holocentridae. Gene Ontology annotation, biological process: biosynthetic process. The record is from RefSeq and is a predicted model, not a curated record.
CGAAGGUGGCCGAUUCAGAAACCGCAGUUUGAUUUAUGAAUCCUAUUGAGAAUGACUUUAGUUCAGUUGACGCUGACUUAUUCACUCAGGUCCUGAUAGCUGUGUGUCCCCGCUCGCUCUGUCUUUUAGCUUUUAGCUCCUUUUAGCAGUUUAAUUGUGGAUUUGCAUCAGAGUGUUGUCACCGGUAGCGACAAAAAUGCUAAAUUAGCUGCCCCCCAUCGUUAACCAGCUUGACUUUACUGUUCAUAAUGUCAAUCCAACCUGUUUACGGUUAGAAAACAAAGCAUACAAAAACAAAAAAGUGCAGUUAACACCUUGAAACCAGACAUGAUGAAGCUCAGCAACAGGAGCCAUGAAUUACUCUCGGUUUUUGACAGCUGUCAGCGCAGCUAGAAAGCCCUCCCCCAUCAGGCUACUAACUGAGCUGCAGCAGCGCUCGCCUCCGUCCCUCAUCUCCCUGGCCGGAGGAGCCCCCAACCCCAACACCUUCCCCUUCCAGUCGGCCUCCAUCAAGGUGAAGAACGGGGAGACGAUCACCUUCGAUGAAACCGUGAUGAAGAGGGCCCUGCAGUACUCUUCCUCCAACGGAAUCCCCGAGCUGCUGACGUGGAUGAAGAACCUGCAGAAGAAUCUCCACAACCCUCCCACUGCCAGCUACAGCCCCGAGAAGGGCCAGAUGGACAUGUGUGUGACCACCGGCAGCCAGGAGGCGCUCUGCAAGGUGUUUGAGAUGCUGGUCAACCCUGGAGACAACGUUCUGCUGGACGCACCCACAUAUUCAGGAACACUUGCAGCGCUCCAGCCUCUUGGCUGUAACUUAAUCAACGUCCCGAGUGAUCAGCACGGCAUGAUCCCUGCCGCCCUGAAGGAGGUUUUGUCUCGGUGGGACCCGUCUGAAGUCCUCAAGCCCGGCAGCACCGCCCCCAAGAUCCUCUACACCAUCCCCAACGGAGGAAACCCCACCGGCGCCUCCAUGACAACCGAGAGGAAGAAGGCAGUCUAUGAGCUGGCCCGGCAGUACGACAUGCUCAUCAUCGAGGACGACCCGUACUACUUCCUGCAGUUUGAAAAGCCGUGGGCCGCCACAUUUCUCUCCAUGGAUGUUGACGGCAGGAUCAUUAGGACAGACUCCUUCUCAAAGAUCCUCUCUUCAGGGCUGAGGAUGGGCUUUGUGACGGGGCCCAAGCCGCUGGUCGACAGGGUGGUGCUGCACAUCCAGGCCUCCACCAUGCACACCAGCACCUUCACACAGCUCAUGGUCUCUCAGCUGCUGCACGGCUGGGGCCAGGACGGCUUCCUCAGACACAUCGACGGGGUGAUCGAGUUUUACAGGAAACAACGCGAUGCCAUGAUCUCCUCUGCAGACAAGUGGCUCAAAGAUGUGGCUGAGUGGCACGCCCCAUCUGCAGGCAUGUUCCUGUGGAUCAAACUAAAGGGCAUCGCAGACACCCAGCAGCUCAUUAUGGAGAAAGCACUGGAGAAAGAGGUGCUGCUGGUCCCUGGGGGUGUAUUCAUGAUCAACAGUAGUGACCCCUGUCCCUAUGUCAGAGCUGCCUUCUCCCUCUCCACACCAGAGCAGAUCGAUGAGGCUUUCAGAAGACUUUCUUCCCUCAUCAAGGAGGCUUUGUGAGGAGCUAACAGCAAAGAGAGAUACUAUUUUUCACUGACCGAGAUACAAAGAUACUGUUCAUACAGGUUAUGAAUCAGAAAAAAGAAGUCGCACAAUUUUUAGCUAUUUUUUUUAACAGAAAAACUUGUUUAUCAACACUAAAUUACUCAGUCACAUACCCCAUGGAGGGCUGUCCCAUCUGUCGAUAUACUGCACAGUGAAGAUGUCCUGCUGGUGGCCGUGAAUGACAAAACUUUUUUUUUGUUUUUUUUUGUUAUCAUGCUGUGGACAGUCCUUUGAUUCCUCACAACACUUUUGACAGCUGCAGUAAUAAGUAAAUAAGUAAAAACACUAAAAUGAAGUAAAAUAUAAAAGUAACAUGAUACUUUUAAAAGCUUAUAUUCUUACUUGCUAAACGAGGUGUACAAAUGUUGUGAAAACAGUUGCUGGCGUGGUGCAUCUACUCAUUGCCCACUUUAUCAGCUCCGCCUGGGCAGUCUAAUGCAACAGCUCUGCCAUGAAUUCUACCUUUUAACAACGCUUAUAAUGUUCAGUCUUUGUUGAAAUUGUGGAGAAUGUGUUAAUUCUAUGUUCAUUAUCGAAGUUGUAGUUUGCAGAGGUCUUGUACUGGACUACAUUAUAUUGAGGUGUUUCUAAUUUUUUGUCCCCCUUAUUUGUAUACAUGUGGGGGGGACAGAAUAUUGGAAACACCUCUCAGUAAAAUGCAGUCCAGUCCAACAGCAGCACUAACUAUGAGCUCAAUGCCAAACACAGAAGUGAAUGAACACCUCUAUUAUUGUGACAAAGAGAAAACCUGAGCAUUAUAGGCAGCAGAAAAGGACACUUUAUGGCAGAAGAGUUGCAUUGGAUUGCAUUAGAUUGUGCAGGCGGACCUAAUAAAGUGGCCACUGAGAGUAUGUGAUAGAUAAGAAAACUUGCUUGAAGAAGCACAAAACAGUUUGUCGAUUAUUGAACGGAUGAGAAACUGUACAACUUGAGCAAGUUAAUAUUGAAAAAAGAAAAAAUGCUCUUGCACCGUGUCAGUGACGGGGGGUGGUGGGUAGUUGCAUUGGGACAAUCAUAGCUUUUGACAUAAUAGAUUCUGCUUCUCAUUUUAUUGACCACAGAGGGUGAAAAUAUCAAGGUAUGUGGCUGUGAUUUCUUUAAUGGUGUACCUCAACGCUGAUUUUUAACUUGACAUUUACAGUUUACAUUACAGCCUAAACCAGCUUCGAUCGCACAUGUUCAGCUCGUGAAGGAUGUUACCUCUUUGAUUCCUGAUGACCUUAAAAAGCCAUAAUUCAAGUAGAGAAAAACGGACAUGAUUUUUUUUUUCUAAUAAGGUUACUUGAAAAAAAGCUAAUCCUGUGACACUAGCACGUCUUCCACCUGUCUCAUCAUUUUACUUGGAGGCCGCAUGGUUCACGAUCGCAUAAAAAUACCGUUUGAAAAGAGUGGGAUUUUACAUAUUAACCCUCCCGUGUAUGUAGCACUUUUUGUAGCGGUCAAAGCCAGUGUGUUUAUAGUGUUGGAGUGUUUGUGUGCAGCUGAAACAUUCAUCCAUGAAGGAUAACAGGGACGGGGAGCCAGCUUAGUCUGUUACACAUUUACCUGGAUGUCUGCCUCUAACUACAUACCCAGCUUUGUUCGGCUAUAAAAUCGGUUAUUUUAAAGCCAGAGACUGAGAAUGAUCUGGAUCAUUUUCGAUUGUAAAAGCAUGCAGUGUUUUUUGUAAGAGCAAAGAGGUUAUGUCCAUACUAUUCUGUCCUGAGCGGCGGUGUUAUUGACAGUUAUUGACUGUUUGCAGAGGCCUUGUUGCACAUUGUGGAGUGUGUUAUUUUGACUUUUACUGCGGCUCCAAGGUCAGUCAGUCAUCCAAUCUGACACACACGCAGAUAACCCAGAUAACUCUUUGCUUUUACACGUGCUCCUGGUUCUCUUUUUUUUUGUCUCAAAGUUUCUUUUUUGAUGUCACUUCAGAUGUUUGCUGUGCUCCUCCAGCAUUCUUCCAUGCUUUUUGUGUCCCUGAUUGUUAAUUGAUAAUAAAUG